Molecule: messenger RNA, 1315 nt
Organism: Hibiscus syriacus
Lineage: Eukaryota; Viridiplantae; Streptophyta; Magnoliopsida; Malvales; Malvaceae
Product: protein NDL2-like
Exons: 11
Coding region: 1-1041 (346 amino acids)
Source: RefSeq, a predicted model, not a curated record
AUGGCAGAUUCUAGCGACUCGGUUUCCAUUGAUAUGGAAACGUUCUCUCUCGGCAGUAAGGAGUACCUUGUGAGAACUCACCAUGGUGCUGUUUCAGUUGCUGUGUUUGGAGACCAAGAUAAGCCGGCUCUUGUUACCUAUCCUGAUUUAGCUCUAAAUCAUACCUCCUGUUUUCAUGGGUUGUUCUUUUGUCCAGAAGCUAGUUCGUUACUCCUCCACAACUUUUGCAUAUAUCAUAUAAGUCCUCCAGGGCAUGAGUUGGGAGCUGCCCCCAUCGGUCCUGAUGACCUUAUGCUUUCUGUUGAUGACUUGGCAGAUCAAAUUGUUGAGGUUCUCAACUUUUUCGGGCUUGGUGCUGUAAUGUGUAUGGGGGUUACAGCUGGAGCAUAUAUUCUUACCCUAUUUGCUAUGAAAUACCGGCAACGUGUGCUUGGGUUAAUACUUGUUUCACCCCUCUGCAGAGAACCCUCAUGGACAGAGUGGUUGUUAAAUAAGGUGAUGUCAAAUUUGCUAUAUUUCUAUGGCAUGUGUGGUGUGGUAAAGGAGUUGUUGCUUAAGCGAUACUUCAGUAAGGAAGUUCGUGCUGGUGUUCAAGUACCAGAAUCAGAUGUAGUUAAGUCAUGCAGAAGAUUGCUAGAUGAAAGGCAGACUAUAAAUAUUUGGCAAUUUCUCGAAGCAAUGAACGGGAGACCCGACCUUAGCGAAGGUCUAAGAAAACUGCAUUGCCGUUCAUUAAUAUUUGUUGGCGAGAACUCUCCUUUCCAUUCCGAGGCGCUUCACAUGACAUCGAAAUUAGAUAGAAGAUAUAGUGCCUUAGUGGAGGUUCAAGCAUGUGGGUCAAUGGUGACAGAGGAGCAGCCCCAUGCCAUGUUGAUACCAAUAGAGUACUUUCUUACAGGAUUCGGCUUAUACAGAGCGACUCUAAGUGUUAGUCCUAGAAGCCCUUUGAGUCCGUGUUGCAUCUCUCCGGAGCUUCUUUCGCCGGAAAGCAUGGGGUUGAAGUUGAAACCGAUUAAAACCCGGAUUUCUUUGGAAGUUUAAGGGCAAGAUCAACGUUUUGUAAUCUAUAUAAGGCGAUUUGUAACAUCUUUCAUGUUGGUGAGGGAAAAAGAGAAAGCAUGAAUUACUAGGGUUGUAGAUAGAGAAGCAAUAGAUAAAAAGAAGAAAAAAGAGAGAGGAGAGAUUGUCAAUUCAUUUAUUUAUAGCCAUAAGGUUUUAGCCAAGGAGAAGUCAUCUGUAUAAAUCAUUGGAAUAAUUAUUUACUAGAGAAACCGCCAAUAAUAAUAAACAAGGGUGGGUAGUGAAUUUAUGCUUU